AUGCGACCAGGUGCGAUCAAGCAAAGGGAUGUAGCCCCCGUACAGACCUUUGCCAAGGCGGCGGCCAAGUGUGCAUCAGAGGCACGCAUCUAUGGCGCAUGCGUAACGGCCAACUACGAAAACAUCGAGCGCAACAUGUGCCAGAAAGAAUUUUUCGCCUUCAAAGCCUGUGUUCAGCAAAAGCUCGGUCGUAAAUGGUGA
Messenger RNA from Mycosarcoma maydis (corn smut), 201 nucleotides. RefSeq lists its product as uncharacterized. Bases 1 to 201 code for a protein of 66 amino acids. Gene Ontology annotation, cellular component: mitochondrion. The record is from RefSeq and is a predicted model, not a curated record. Gene Ontology annotation, biological process: mitochondrial respiratory chain complex I assembly. The transcript has 3 exons. NCBI's taxonomy places the organism in Eukaryota, Fungi, Basidiomycota, Ustilaginomycetes, Ustilaginales.